This is a messenger RNA of Vigna unguiculata (cowpea), 543 nucleotides long. Lineage: Eukaryota; Viridiplantae; Streptophyta; Magnoliopsida; Fabales; Fabaceae. The record is from RefSeq and is a predicted model, not a curated record.
AUGCCGUUUGGGGUGACGAAUGCGCCAGCUAUAUUCAUGGACUACAUGAAUAGGAUAUUUCGGCCGUAUCUAGAUCAGUUUGUUGUUGUAUUUAUAGACAACAUACUGAUAUAUUCUGAGAAUAAAGAAGAACACGCAGAUCAUCUGCGAAUGGUAUUAGAGGUACUCAGGGAGCAUAAGCUUUAUGGGAAGUUAUCAAAGUGUGAGUUUUGGCUCGAUGAGGUGCAGUUCUUGGGCCAUGUAAUCUCAGCUCAAGGAAUCUCGGUGGACCCAGCAAAGAUUGAAACGAUGUUGAAGUGGGAAACUGUGACUGAGGUGAGAAGCUUCUUGGGCCUGGCAGGGUAUUACAGGCGCUUUGUGGAAGGGUUCUCCAAGAUGGUGAGUCCAUUGACUCAACUCACCAAGAAGGACCAACCUUUUUCUUGGACAGACGAGUGCGAGGUCUGUUUUGAGGAUAUGAAGAGAAGAUUGACCACUGCACCAAUCUUAGCUAUCCCAAAUACAGCCAAGAUGUUUGAGGUGUACUACGAUGCUUCAUACUAG